CCUGGUGCCAAAAUUGAACGAUAUUUAGGAAAUUUAAAUUUUUUUUUUCAUUCGUGAAAGCACGUGUAUUAGAGAAAGCGGUGGUCUAAGUGGUUUUGUUCAUUGUUUUGUUGCCGAGGUUAUGGCUAUAGUGCGUGCACAUGUAACAGCACUUGGUGGAAAUGCAAUGGUAGCUUAUUUUAUGAAUGAAUGUAUUUUACUUAACAAUCCUCAUAAAAAUCAAGGACAAUGUCUUCUAAAUGUUGGAGGUGAUGUAGUUGAAGUAUCAUACUUUAAUGAUGAAUAGAUAAUUCAUAAUAAAUUGAUUAUAAAUUCAUAAAAUUGGCAUUAUUAUACAUUUGCCCAAAAAUAUU
This is a messenger RNA of Sipha flava (yellow sugarcane aphid), 353 nucleotides long. RefSeq names its product C2 domain-containing protein 5-like. The record is from RefSeq and is a predicted model, not a curated record. Gene Ontology annotation, cellular component: plasma membrane. NCBI's taxonomy places the organism in Eukaryota, Metazoa, Arthropoda, Insecta, Hemiptera, Aphididae. The transcript has 3 exons. Gene Ontology annotation, molecular function: calcium-dependent phospholipid binding; calcium ion binding. Bases 122 to 286 code for a protein of 54 amino acids. Gene Ontology annotation, biological process: protein localization to plasma membrane; intracellular protein transmembrane transport; positive regulation of vesicle fusion.